AUGAUUAGUAGUGGUAAUUCAUACAACAAGAGAGAUCUGAUUAGAGCAAGAAGAGGUGAGUUGUUCUCAGCUCCAGCGUCGAUGAGAACAUCUCCGACGAACAGUGGUCAUCUCCGAGUUUCCACGGCGGGACUGACGUCGUCAAGCUCGGUCUCCACGUCAUCAUCGUCUAGUGAAAGCACCAUGGAAGAGUUACAAGCAGCGAUUCAAGCAGCUAUUGCUCAUUGCAAGAACUCAAGCGCCAUUGAUCGUGAUGAUAAGGUUAAGGAUUCUUGA
Molecule: messenger RNA, 276 nt
Organism: Arabis nemorensis
Lineage: Eukaryota; Viridiplantae; Streptophyta; Magnoliopsida; Brassicales; Brassicaceae
Source: the annotation of a GenBank genome assembly